Paramecium tetraurelia is the source of this 646-nucleotide messenger RNA. RefSeq lists its product as uncharacterized. The transcript is spliced from 3 exons. The record is from RefSeq and is a predicted model, not a curated record. NCBI's taxonomy places the organism in Eukaryota, Ciliophora, Oligohymenophorea, Peniculida, Parameciidae.
AUGGGAGACGAAAUUGUCUUGGGAUAUUGAGCUAUCAGAGGUCUUGCUUAACCAUUGAGAUUCUAUUUAGAGUAUCUAGGAUUACCAUAUGAGGAAAAGAGGUAUUACAAACCUGAAGAAUGGUUUGCUGAUAUCACAUCUGCUCCACUCAAUUAGCAUGUUCUAGCGAACUUACCUUAUAUUAAGGAUGGAGAUGAAUUGGUUUUUGAAAGCCAAGCACUUUAUGUAUAUUUGGCUUAUCGAGCCAAUAAACCUGAGUUAUUGGGCCAAAACCCAAAGGAAUAGAGGUGUUCUACAAGACUUAUUCAAAAGUCUGAUUGCAUUAUUCACAAUUCCAGAAGACCAAUUUGAGGCAAAGAAGGAAAACUUCUUCAAUCAAGAAGUGCUUUGGAUAGCUGAGAAGCUUAGCAAAGUGUUGGAGAAUCGACAAUGGGCUGUAGGAGACAAUUUGACAUACAUUGAUUUUCAAUUGUUUGAAGCGGAGGAGAUUUUAAGAAAUUACAACCCAGAAGCUUUUACAACUCCUGUGGGAUUAAAGAAGCAUAAUGAAAACUUUGUAAAUUUACCCGCAAUUAAGAAAUAUCAAUCUUCAGAUAAAAUGAUAGCUCGUCCAUUCUAUCCCCCUGGAAUGUAUAGAUGGGGUUGA